AUGUCAAUUCAAAAAAAAGUGACAAAAUUAACAAAACAAUAGAGUGAACAGGGGAAAUUUUAAAAUAUGUAUUAUGAAGUGCAAUUACCAUAUUUCAAUCCUCAAUCCAACUCAUUAUUUGCAACAUCAUUAUUGAAUAAUCCUUCAUUAUUGAAUAUUUAUCAGUAAGCAAUGAGCAGUUAUUUGCAAGGAUAUUAUAAACAAGCGAUCUUUUUUGCAGAAAAAUUGCUAUGUUUAAGCUAAGAUUCAACAGCAUUGCCAUAUUUAGUAUUUUUGCUUGGAAUGUGCCAUUUUGCUAAUUAGGAAUUCUCAGGAGUGUAUAAUCUGUUUUUAAAGCAUAAAUUAACAUAAGGAGAUUUUGCAGUAUUAGGGGCUAGAGCUUUAUAUUCAAAUAGACAAUAUGAGAUGGGAAUCGAAAUUCUUUAAGAAGAGACUAGCUCAUAAAGCGAUUGGGUAAGAGGAUAAUGUUAUGAAGCCUUAGAGAAUAAGUAGUUAGCAGUUUCUAAUUAUUUUGAAUGCUUAUAGAAAACACCAACAAAUGUUCGAGUGUUUUAGCAACUAGUUGAUUCAUAUUUGAUUUCUUCAGAUGAAAAGGAAAAUUUAGUCUAACAAAUUUAAUUAUCUUCUGAUGAAGCCUGGCUAAAGGAUUACUAUUUAAGCAAAACAAUAAAUUAUGACAUAGUGAAUUCAAAAUUAGCUGAUCAUUUGCAAGAGGAGAAAAGGAAAAUUGUGUAAUAGUUACAAAUUGUUGAUAAAGUUGAAACUCAAUAAUUGAAACCAUCCCCAGUACGAAGUCCAUAUAUAAGAAAAGAAGAAAUUCCAAUUCAAAAUGACUUAAUUUAUGUAGCUUUGGAGAAGAAGAACAACAUAGACAUCUUAAAUGUUAAGGCGAAGAAAGCAUAUUACAAUUAUGAUAUAGCAUCUGCUUAUGAUUGGUCAUUGAAGGCAAUUAAGUAGGACCCUUUGUAUUUUGAAGUGAUCCCUACAUAUGUUUCAUGCUUGUUGGAAUUGGAAUAGAUAGCCGAACUUUAUUAUUGUGCUCACAAUCUAAUUGAGAACUAUGCUCAGAAUGCCUUAAGUUGGUUUGUAGUAGGAGUGUAUUACUUUUCAACCAAAAAGUAUGAAGUAGCAAGAAAACAAUUUUAAAAGUCCAUUUAGUUAGACUAGCACCUAAUAUACAGCUGGAUUGGAUUAGCACAUUCUUAUGCGAUAUAAGAUGAGUCUGAUUAAGCAAUGUCAAUAUAUAGAUCAAUAACAAGACAAUUUCCAGGAUGCUAUUAAGCACAUGUGUAUAUUGGUAUGGAAUACUUGAGAACUAAUAAUUUGCAAACUGCUAUUUUAUCAUUAUAAUAAGCCAAAGAUAUCAAUCCAACAGAUCCUAUGAUUUAGAAUGAAUUAGGAGUUAUAGCUUAUAAACAAAAGAAAUAUAAUGAAGCCAAAGAUUAUUUCUUAAAUGCCUUAGUAUUUUGUUAAAAUUCUAAUCAUAAAAUUAGGGAAUCUGCUUUAUAGAAUCUUGGACAUACAUUUAGAAAGUAGAAGGAUUACAAAAAUGCUAUUUAGAUAUUUGAAAAAUGUAUAUAAUUGAAUUCAGUUUCUCCAUAGAUAUUCUUUGGAUUGGCAUUCUCUUAUCAUUUAAGCGAAUUACCAAACAGUUUAAGCAAAGCCAUUCAUUAUUAUCAUAAGUCGCUCUCAUUAAAAUCUGAUUAAACUUUUGUUUAGGAUAUGCUAAGCAAGGCACUUUAGGAAGCUGCUGAUAUGGGAUUAUCAGAAUAUAUAAAUUGA
Molecule: messenger RNA, 1782 nt
Organism: Paramecium tetraurelia
Lineage: Eukaryota; Ciliophora; Oligohymenophorea; Peniculida; Parameciidae
Exons: 4
Biological process (GO): cell division
Molecular function (GO): protein binding
Source: RefSeq, a predicted model, not a curated record